Papilio xuthus (Asian swallowtail) is the source of this 4594-nucleotide messenger RNA. RefSeq names its product serine/arginine repetitive matrix protein 1. The record is from RefSeq and is a predicted model, not a curated record. Gene Ontology annotation, molecular function: nucleic acid binding. The transcript has 18 exons. The coding region runs from base 164 to 2992 and encodes 942 amino acids. NCBI's taxonomy places the organism in Eukaryota, Metazoa, Arthropoda, Insecta, Lepidoptera, Papilionidae.
AAUUUUAUUAAAAUCUUCAUAAAUAGCAAAUUAAAAUGGUUUAAUCGACCAUUCUUGCUACUUUUAAUAGUAGUUAUUCUAAAUAUAAAAAUUUACAAUGGAUACCAAAGGCGCAGACUAUGAUGUCACAAUCGCGUUACUUUGUCUUCCAUGUGUUUCAUAGAUGUUCGUUUGUAUUUUCAGUGAAGAUUUAUUAGGUGAUGAUCUUGGUGAUCACAGUCUUACAGACUACAACUUAGGUAAUGAAGAGGAAGAAGAGCUUUUGGCCGAUGAUUACGACAAUAGUACGUCACAGAAUGUGCCUACAUCGGACGCCACGGCGUAUGUAGAAAGAGUUGAUAUUAGUCAACCAGCUUAUGCUUCAAAUCAUAGUAUAGAAUAUUCAGAGCCUGCCUCAUAUCCAGUAAUGGGUGAAAGUGAAUGUGUGGUACCUAACAUAACAACAGAAGUACCAGACACAAGACUACCGGAACAUUCCACAUAUGCCCCUUAUCCUGAAUCACGUGGAUAUGACUUAGAACAUGCUGUACCUCCACCUAUUCCAGCUGCUCCGGUCGAAUCUCCACAGAUUGUGCCUUCUGAAGUACCAAUAUCAAAUGUUGAUGACCUUGGUGCCCGAGAACGGUUCACAUCGGAGCGACCACCAGGAUCCCAGAGGACACCGCAAGUCAGAGAUAUACCUGACAGCUUAGACAAAGUGGUAGUGCCCCGGGGUGGUUUUACCGGGCGGGGGCGCAACUCUUGGCGCAAUCCGCACUACCGCACCCCGCAUCCUUACCGCAGAAACAACAUGCACAGGAACAAUUACGCAGCCCGACCGUCUUUUACACCGCAAGUGACAGUUUGGGCAAAUCAACCGAAAACAAUCAGACCGAACAUACCAGAAAUACGUUCUGAUAUACCGCCACCGAAGAUCGUACCAGAGGUGUCUCCGGAAAGACCAAUGUUACCACAAGAACCAUUGAGACCGGUCGAAAACCGCUUCCCACCCAGUUUCAAUCAAUUUAGACAGAAUGAUCCCAGACAGUUUGUUGCUAGACCGACUUUUGAACCGAGACCUGCCUUCCAGUACCAACCAAGUUACCCCAGGUUCCCUCCAAUCCGGGAGAUAGUUCCCAGCAGUGUAUCCCAUAUUCCUCAAGUGACGAUACACCAACAUCCAGCUAUGCCAAAGAUGGGACGGGAAGCUGAAGUCAGGAUGUUGCCGAUGCAGUUGCCACCAAAUAUUCCUCCGGGAGGACUUGCCGGCAAGAAAGUGUUGAUCAAUCCACACUUUAAAGGCAACUUCCAGCCACCAGUUGAAGGGCUCCCUACGUACAUACCGACAAGAAUACAUAAGAGUCCGCCGCUGAGCCCCACACUCGAGCAAAAAUUCGGUCCCAUCAAAGACAUAGAUGAUGCUGCGGAGAGGUUCAUAGCGGAACAAAGGAAUGCUUUAGCUCGUGCAGCCAGCAGGAAGUUACCGAGGAGAUCACCACAGAGGUAUAUAGAGAACACAACAAUAGAGAUAGAGAAUGAGUUGGCUCGUCGCAGUGAGGAUGAGGAGCUGCUCCGGAGACAGGAGGAGUUCAUCAACGCUAAUAGAGCUGGUCUGCGCAGACGGAUGCGGUCCCCCAGCCCCCCGGGCCGCCGCUCGCCCUCCCCGCGCCGCUCCCCGCCGCGCCGCCCCCGCACUGACGCACACGACGAGGAGAGUGAGUACAGACGUCGUCUGAGAGAGCAGGAGAGUCUGAGAGAGAGAGUUCUGCGCGCUAAAGAAGUGCGCAGGCGCAAGAACGCAGUCGCCUUGCAGAAGCAGGUAGAUGAUAAGGAACGUGAUAAAACAGAAAAAGACGAGACACCAGCUGAAGUAGAAACUAAACAAGAUGUACCAAAAGCAGACAUUGUCAAACCUGAAGUAGCAAAACCUGUGGAACCGGUUGACAAGCCGAGCAGCACUCAGCCGGACACCACCAGGUCACCAGACAAGGAGGUUAAGGUGCAGCCGGAGAUCAGGGAACGUUCCCCCGUGAGGCAGGAGAACCCUGAAGUUAAUUCUACUUGUGAGAACCUGACACCUCCCAGAGAAGAGUUGCCACUGAAGGAGAAGGUGCCAUCCCCCGAGCGCGCGCUGACCCCGCCCCUGCCGCCCGCUGCGGGGGCUGCGGGGGGCGCGGACCUGGCUGCGGGGGUGAGGGGAGGCAGUGAUGAUGAGCUCGACCUCAUCCUAGAUGACAUCGAUGGCAUCCUGUCCGAUGAUGAUGACACCGGACGCUUCAAAGAGACUGUGCAGUUGGAACAGCCGAAAGCACAGAAGAGUCAGGUAGACCUGCGCAGCAAGCUGGUGUCAAAGCCUGUGGAGCGUCCGCCCAGACAGAAGAUUGUCUUUGAACAUAAAGAGGAACGCAACAAGAAAGACAAGUCUCCGGUGCGCAGAACUGUUGUGACCAGCUCCACUAAAGCUGACGAACUGCAGGAAAAGAAAACUAAUAAGAUGAAGACAAAGAGUGAUGUCACAACUAAAUCUCGGACAAGGAUUAUAUUUAAUAAGAAAGAGACGGAGAAAGCUAAAGAUGAGGAGAAAUCAAACAAACCGUUCAGCAACCGACGAGUUAUUCUCCAGCGGAAAGCUGACCAGACAAUAUCUAUGGGGAUAUUCACACGCGCAGUGAGGACCGCGCUACAUGCACCUCAUCAUGAACCACAAGUUGAGUACGCGUCUGACUCUGACGAGAGCGCGGGGGGAGGGGCGGGGGGCGCGCCACCCCCACACUCACCCCCCACCCGCACCCCCCGCACCGCACGCACCGCCCACGUGCACAACCUGCCGCACGGCAUCACCGACACCCGCCUCAAGACCCUCGCCGGAGACCACGUCCAGAAUUUAAUAUUGGAUAAAGAAGAGCGUCGCGCGAAGUUAACAUUCAAAACGUCCGCAGCGGCUGACAGUUUUAAAAAGAAGUUCCACAACAAAAUGGUCGCGGCUAGCAGAUUAACAGUCACUUUGAGAUAGAUAUAGAAAUAUUGUCCAUGUAUACGGCAACUUGCUAAUAAGAAGGUCAAUGUUAAUAAAUUGUCACAAUAUCCUUGUCUGACUGUAGUUGUCCUGUGCUAGAUUUUGAGUGUUAUUUUCAAUGCCUAUGUACGUUUUACAUUUUUCCUGACAAACUAAUCGUGAUAAAAUCGCUACCCACUGGGAGAGAUGUGUGUUUUAUUCUAUAGAUUUAACUCGCACCUUUAUCACGUACUAAAGCUGAAAGCCACAGUGCAUAGGUUAUAAGAGAUUCGUAUAGAUUUUAAAAAAGAUUGAAUGUAAACAUUUAGUGACCAAUAGGAAGAUGUAGAAGUUUCUUAGCAAUAAAACAAAUACUAAAUUAAACCUACAAAUAUGUAAUCGAAUUUUCGUCCUAAUUAAUUGUAUUUUGCUUCAACGCAUUUUACAUUGUCAAUAAUAUUACCUGAACUUUAUCUUCGUAAGAUAUUGUAAUACAUAAGACACUACAUAAAUGUAUUUUGUAUGACAAACUAAAGAUACUACAGUGAAUGGAAAAUAUAUGUGAAAUUUGUCUGCGAGAACUUUGCGAAAUCAAUAGCUUAUAUUGAUGUCGUAGUCACGCAAAUACUGCGUCUUAAAAAUUAUGACAAUUCUUUGAAAAAUUAUCUAAAUGUUUGUCAAACUGUUUAUUGUAUUGUGUAGCACUUUUAGCUCUGUCACUGUAUCGUGAAACUAGGACCUAAAGGGUUUUCUAGAAUCUAAGUGAACCUAACGUAUUGUGACUUACCGCUGCUUACUCUUGUUAGAAGAUAUCUUCUUAGUAUUAAGAAUGUUUGCGUGUGGUAAGAAAACCAUUAAUAUAAUAUAACUUGGCAUGUUAUAAACUUUAAAAUGUUGACGUGGAACUCAGACUCACAAUAGCAAAUUUUAAAAACAGACUUUUAAAUAUUAAACAUAAUUGUGAUUCAAAAACAACAGGCAUUUAAAAUUCGACAAUACAUAUAUAGAAUUUGCGUAACGUAUUUUGUAAUUAUGAGCAAAACUAACAAAAGUCAUAUUUUUUACAAACUAAUACUACGUUAGAAACAUGUUUAUAUUGUCCCUUAGAUUGAAUGUCAUAUUAUCUCCGAUAUUUAUAUGUUAGAUUAAAUUUUCCUGUCUACUUUAAAAUUGUAUUUUUACUUGUUUAUUACGCAAGACAAUUUUAUGUCAUGUAUUUUGUCGUUUUUAUUUUAUUCUGCUUUGUUUUAUUAUUAGGGAAAUUACUCUAAGAAUGAAUUGUAAUUUGAUUCAAAGUUGAAAGUUCUAUUUUAAAAAUUAACUAAAGUAUUUCGAUAGAUCGUCAAUUGUUUGUUCCCCUUUUUAUCUUAUUCGAUAUUUAAAACUCGAGAAAACUGUUAUAAAAAUGAAGUAUCCUGUUUUUGAUGUUCGUAUGUAUGUUUCGUCGUUAUGUAUUUUACAUUUAACUUAUAAUUCUUGAUAAGACUUGAUUAGUUCUCAGAAUUGUAUCUUAAAAUAUAAGAAAACUAUAAUCUACUAAACUCUUUCAAAUAUCAUUAGCUUAUUCCAUUUGUAAAACAUAUAUCGUGUAGAAACAAAAUAAGUAAUAUGCGACUUUGU